Molecule: messenger RNA, 3260 nt
Organism: Thalassophryne amazonica
Lineage: Eukaryota; Metazoa; Chordata; Actinopteri; Batrachoidiformes; Batrachoididae
Product: Y+L amino acid transporter 2-like
Exons: 9
Coding region: 6-1550 (514 amino acids)
Biological process (GO): amino acid transmembrane transport
Cellular component (GO): membrane
Molecular function (GO): L-amino acid transmembrane transporter activity
Source: RefSeq, a predicted model, not a curated record
GAACAAUGGGAGAAAUAAAGCAGAAGUUGGGGACCAUAUCACAGAAAAUGUGCCCAAGAUCACAAGCGCCAUGUGACAGUGACUCACAGGCUCCAAGUGAUGAUGGGAAAGACAAAAUGCAGAUGAAGAGAGAAAUCUCCCUCAUCAACGGGAUCUGCCUCAUUGUCGGCAACAUGAUCGGCUCUGGGAUUUUCAUCUCAUCCAAGGGGGUGCUGAUGUACAGCGCUUCCUACGGCCUGUCGUUGAUCAUUUGGGUUCUUGGAGGGGUUUUCUCCGUGUUUGGGGCCCUGUGCUAUGCUGAACUCGGCACUACCUUCGCCAAGUCUGGUGCCAGCUACACCUACAUCCUGGAGUCUUUUGGUGGUUUUUUGGCUUUCAUCCGCCUGUGGACGUCCAUCCUCCUGAUAGAACCCGCCAGCCAGGCUGUGAUUUCACUCACCUUUGCCACAUACGUAGUGGAGGCUUUCUACCCCACCUGCCACCCUCCAUAUGAUGCUGUCCGCCUGAUUGCAGCAGCCUGCCUCUGCAUGUUAACCUUCAUUAACUGUUCUUACGUGAAGUGGGGAACUCUGAUCCAGGACAUCUUUACCUACGCCAAGGUCAUGGCGCUCGUCGUCAUCAUGGCUGUAGGAAUCCUGAAAAUAUGUAGUGGACAAACACAGAACUUGGAGAAUGUCUUUGAGGGCUCAACCACAGAUCCAGCAGCCAUAACACUGGCCCUCUACUCAGCUCUCUUCUCCUACUCGGGAUGGGACACGCUCAACUUUGUCACUGAAGAAAUUCAGAAUCCAGGGAGGAAUCUGCCCUUGGCCAUCACCAUCUCCAUGCCCAUAGUGACCAUCAUCUACCUGCUGACCAACGUUGCAUACUACGUGGUUUUGGACAUGCCGUCUCUGCUGGCCAGUGAUGCUGUCGCUGAUACUUUUGGUAACGCUGUUCUGGGGCCUUUCAAGUGGAUCAUCCCCAUUUCAGUGGCCAUGUCAUGCUGCGGAGGACUCAAUGCUUCCAUCAUUACCGCCUCACGCUUGUUUUUCGUGGGUGCCAGAGAGGGCCACCUCCCGGACAGUCUCAGCCUGAUCCACCUGGAGCGAUACACACCGAUACCUGCUCUGCUGUUCAAUGGGCUGAUGGCUCUGAUCUAUCUGUGUGUGGAGGACCUGUUCGAGCUCAUUAACUACUACAGCUUCAGUUACUGGCUCUACGUGGGUCUGGCUGUGGCCGGACUCAUCUACUUGCGCUUCACCCAGCCACAUAUUCACAGGCCUAUUAAGCUCAGCUUGUUCUUCCCCUUCAUCUACUGCCUGUGCACCCUCUUUUUGAUUGUUGUCCCUCUGUACAGUGACCCCAUCAGUUCCCUCAUUGGAAUUGCCAUUGCACUCUCUGGAGUGCCCAUUUAUUAUGUGGCCAUUUACCUCCCUGUGGAAAGACGGCCCAAAUUCAUAACCAGGUUAAACGGUUUGAUCACCAGGUACACUCAAAUCUUCCUCUACUGCUGUCUGACUGAGUUUGAUGCUGGCAUUGAAAUGCAAGCAGGCACUAAAACACAGUGAGCUAGAGCGGCUUUGUUUUAGGUUUUUAUUAUUAUUUAUUUAUUUGUUGGUUAGUGUGUCCAUGUAAGGACUUGUAUUUCUGCCUUUGGGACACACGACUGUUAACAUGUGCACACGGCUGACUGGCCAGGUUCAGGACCACCACAUUGGUGAUGUUUCCAAUGACACUAACCAAGGACUUGAAGUUGUCGCUUUAUUCUUGAAAGACAAAAUGUAGACAAAACACGUAUUUUGGGAUGAUGAAUAUGAUUUUAUAAAAUUAUGGUGAAAAUGGAGCUUUUUUUAACCUUUAUGUUAAGAAACAAAGCGAUUAUUUUGUAUUUCAAACUGUUAAGGUACAACAUUGUUUUUACAGUAUGUCAGGUGAGAUCUGGGAGUAUGCACCAAUGCUGUGUGUGAUUCCAAGUUCGACAUGUCAUUGGGGUCAUUUUUACAGUGCAGUCCUGGCGGGUGACUCUGCUGUGUUGUCCCGUUGGGACGGCUAUCUUCUGAGGUGAAAUGGAAUAACCAGAAGACUGUAAAGUCCAUUUCCACUUUCAAUGGUCCUGCUGUAUUCUAGCUGUCACAAAGACUUAUUAUUCUCAAUUAGAUUAAUAAAUAAUGGUCAAGCCAUAAUUCCCUGUGACGGCUAGAUCACAGCAGGACCACUGAAAGUGGAAACAGACAUUACAUCUCAUGGAAUUGCCCAGAAGACUGAUCUGCCAGGAUGUUGAACAUCUCUAGUGCCAAGGUUCUGGUGGCUCAUCCUCCAGUCAGCUACAAAUCACAGGGUCCACGGAGUCUCAGUGAGAUUGUAAAGGUGCUUAAACUGUACUGACGGAUGCUCCCAGACGUGACUUUACCUGUCCUGAUAGUGCAAAUCUUACAUCAGUGUGUCUUAUUGUAUUCAUCUGCAGGUCUUUUAAGUGCAAAUCCUAUUUUCGUAAAAUUGUAUUCAUACAGGUCGUGUUUAGGUCUACAUUCAUUCAUGUCAAAUCAAAUCAAAUCAAAUCACUAUUUAAUAACUUAAUUGAACAGUAUUUUUCCCUUGUCAGUUCAGCAGGCGAACUCCUGUUUAAAGGACUUUAGCAGCACUGAAUCCUGUAAAUUUGUGUUUGAGUUUUUAAUAUGUUGAAAUAUUGACCCGAUCAUAUUCAACUGCUGUUUGAAGGACAUUCAUAUGUAAUCAUCUGCUUCAUUUGCUUCGUUUGUCUCUCCCUCUCUAAUGCCCCCAGCAGGUGUCACAUUUCGUUACAUCACACUGCUCCUAAUUUUAAUGAUGUAAUUCAUAACCAAGUCGGUGAGCUGCACUCUCAACGCUUAUAAAGUUAUUUACUUAUCUUUCUACAUGAAAUGGAUUCAUGUCCAGUAUUCUGUUCUCUUGUUUUAAAUAUCACAAGCUGUGUUUACAUGAACGGGUGGUUUGCAAGGAAUCUACUUACACAGCGUCAUGAUGGAAUGGAACAGAGAAGGACUCUCUUCAAAAGAACAUGUCAAAUUUCAGCUUCUUUGCCAGAAGGCACAUGGGAGACUCAAGAUGAGAUUUGAUCUGUUUUUUUGGAUGGAAAUGCAUCUCUGUUACAGUUCACUGAUUUGUGGUACAACAGACAAACGUCGCACAGAAAAAAAAGCCACAGAAGCAUCUAAUUUCUUCACUGCAAAAACUGUCCCUCUCAAAAUAAACCAAAUAAUCUGAAAUCUAGCCAAAUUGUCUUGUAUUAAGCAAAAAAA